Messenger RNA from Haemonchus placei, 984 nucleotides. Lineage: Eukaryota; Metazoa; Nematoda; Chromadorea; Rhabditida; Trichostrongylidae. The record is from the annotation of a GenBank genome assembly.
AUGCUAAUCACAAAUCAGCAUGAAAGGCAUAUGGCCGAUGUCGAUGCUGCGUAUGCUAAAGAUCAAGGGCAGAACCCAGCCCACUCGAAGGUGCGAGGCAAAAAUGCUCCACAGUAUCUCGACAAGGGAACGUUGCUUUCGAAAAAGUAUCGUCUUGAGAAAAUGAUUGGCGGUGGAGGAUUUGGUCAGAUCUACAGAGCUAUAGACAUCGACAUGGGUACGGUGGUGGCAGCAAAGGUAGAACCACAGUCGGAAGAUGCUGGACGUAUGGUACUCGAACAGAUGGUGCUCACAAGACUUGUCGGUACACGACAUUCACCCAGAUUGUAUGCUUCGGGAUGGCUCAACAACUACAACUUCAUCGUCAUGCAAAUGCUUGGGCGAAACCUAACUGAACUACGUAAAGCACAAGCAGACCGUCGGUUCAGUGUGCAUACGACGGUACGCGUUGGGAUGCAAAUCAUCGAAGCAUUGAAAUCUGUUCACGAUUUAGGAUUCCUACAUCGAGAUGUCAAGCCCUCCAAUAUGUGCGUUGGUAUCGGUGAACAUCGACGAAUCAUCUACCUUGUCGACUUCGGAAUGACACGACAAUUCCGUCUUCCCAACGGUGACUUCCGUAAGGAACGUGCCUACGCGGCUUUCAGAGGAACGAUGCGUUAUGUUUCUUUGUCGGUUCAUGAGCGUAAAGAGCAGGGGCCAGUAGAUGACCUUUGGAGCAUUUACUACACAUUAAUCGAAUUAGCUGAAGGCUCCCUACCAUGGCGAACAAUCACUGAUCAUGAUGAGAUAUUUCAGUUGAAAAGACGAAUGACCUGCCAUGAUUUAUGCAGGCACCUUCCACGUCAUUUCGAGAUGUUCCCAAUUCUACUCCGAGAUCUCUGCUAUACAUCGAUUCCUGACUACGCGAAGCUCACCCAGGCACUUAGGGUAAGUUCCAUACAUUAUCUACAAAAGGUUAACCGUAGUAAAAUCAAGAACUACUGA